Messenger RNA from Mastomys coucha (southern multimammate mouse), 8160 nucleotides. It is a transcript of the gene Rps6ka3, whose product is annotated as ribosomal protein S6 kinase A3. The record is from RefSeq and is a predicted model, not a curated record. Gene Ontology annotation, biological process: protein phosphorylation; intracellular signal transduction. The transcript has 23 exons. The coding region runs from base 1242 to 3371 and encodes 709 amino acids. Lineage: Eukaryota; Metazoa; Chordata; Mammalia; Rodentia; Muridae. Gene Ontology annotation, molecular function: ATP binding; ribosomal protein S6 kinase activity; magnesium ion binding.
CUCCAAAUGAAAAGUAAGAAGACUACGGAUACAGCCUAGUGGUCAAAUAUUUGUCUAGCUUGUGUGAGGUCCUGGAUUCUGCCUCUAGCUGUUCAAAUAAAAAGACUCCAGUAGCAUCAAAUACUUAGUCAUGUUGUUUUAAAUGAACACUUGAAAUAUUUUUCGUCACCUUUAAAAUGGUUGUUGUCAUUUUGUAUUAUUUCCUUGAGUUUUUUUCUUCUUCCAUAUGGAAUGUUUUGUUUGAGAAAAAUUUGAAAGAUAGAAGACUACUGAGCUAAAAAGACCUGUGUUUGAGUCCUGUUUCUGCCAUUCACUAAUUUAUUUGCCAAGCUUUUGUUUCUUCAACUGUGAAAUACUGUUAAUUAUACUUAUACUCUUAGGUUUGAAAUAUACUGUCAGCAUAAAGGAUUAUCAUGUGUUAUCUGCUACACAGAACCUUUUAGUGAUUUGAACUCUAAUAAAUACUUAUUCUUAUUAUUGUGUGUUUUUUUAAUAUUCAAAAACUUAUUAGAUGCACAUUAAACAUAAUGGUUAUUAAAUACACUUUUAGGAAGGAUGGAGAAUUAAUGUUUCUCCUGCUGUUUUUUUGAGUCCAUAUUAACUUAUUCCAAGGUUGCAGAUCUUAACUCUAUAAAAUAAUUUUUUCUUUUACAUUGUUCAUAUAUUUAUAGCAAUUGUAUAUCCAUUUUCCAUUCUCUUUUAGUGGGGUUAUAUUAGUCAACUAUUCCUGGAUAUAACUUGCUAUCUGUAGAUGUUACUUCUCAUAUUCUUGAGCUCUUUACUCUCCUGGUGAUCUUCUAGAGUGUGCCUUUGAGCAGUUUAUUUUUAAAAGAUGCUUCUAAGAUGGUGACAUUUUAUAAGAUGUUGCAGAUGUAAGAAUAAUUUUAUACAACCUUUGAGCUUGAACAACUAGGGCAAGGUAUGAAAGCCUUCGAUCUUAACUGUUUCCUUUUAACUCUCUAUAGGUCAUUACUUCAUCUUCUGGCAUUUUAUUUUGAGGAAAAUUCUGAGGUCAAUUUGAUUUUAGUACCUUUGAAAUAACCUAUUUUUCUGCUUGUAUGCUUAUAGGAUUAUAUCUUUAUCCUUGAAAUUUAAAAACAUUUGCCAGGACAUGUCUUGGUGUUGAUGAUCUCUGUUGAACCUUCUCAGUCUGCAGUCUCAGGAUAAAUGAGGAGCUGAUUCUUAAUCCUGUCACAUUGGAAUUUAGGUUUCCAAUUUGGAGUUCUUUUUGGAAAAAAAUUAUGAAUGGACAGCAAAUUAUGGAUGAACCUAUGGGAGAGGAGGAGAUUAAUCCACAAACUGAAGAAGGCAGUAUCAAAGAAAUUGCAAUCACACAUCAUGUGAAGGAAGGACAUGAAAAGGCAGAUCCUUCCCAGUUUGAGCUUUUAAAAGUAUUAGGGCAGGGAUCAUUUGGAAAGGUUUUCUUAGUUAAAAAAAUUUCAGGCUCUGAUGCUAGACAGCUUUAUGCCAUGAAGGUAUUAAAGAAGGCCACACUGAAAGUUCGAGACCGUGUUCGGACAAAAAUGGAACGUGAUAUCUUGGUAGAAGUCAAUCAUCCUUUCAUUGUCAAAUUGCAUUACGCUUUUCAAACUGAAGGGAAGCUGUAUCUUAUUUUGGAUUUUCUCAGGGGAGGAGAUUUGUUUACACGCUUAUCCAAAGAGGUGAUGUUCACAGAGGAAGAUGUCAAAUUCUACUUGGCUGAACUUGCACUUGCUUUAGACCAUCUGCAUAGCCUGGGAAUAAUCUAUAGAGACUUAAAACCAGAAAACAUACUUCUUGAUGAAGAAGGUCACAUCAAGUUAACUGAUUUUGGCUUAAGUAAGGAAUCUAUUGACCACGAGAAGAAGGCUUAUUCUUUUUGUGGCACUGUGGAAUACAUGGCUCCAGAAGUAGUUAAUCGUAGAGGUCAUACUCAGAGUGCUGACUGGUGGUCUUUUGGUGUAUUGAUGUUUGAAAUGCUCACUGGUACACUACCUUUCCAAGGAAAGGAUCGUAAAGAAACAAUGACUAUGAUUCUUAAAGCCAAACUUGGAAUGCCACAGUUUCUGAGUCCUGAAGCCCAGAGUCUUUUACGAAUGCUUUUCAAACGGAAUCCUGCAAACAGAUUAGGUGCUGGACCAGAUGGAGUUGAAGAAAUUAAAAGACAUUCGUUUUUCUCAACAAUAGACUGGAAUAAUGUUCAAAAUGUCAACAGUUUUCCUCUUAAAUACCAUCCAAAGACUCUUCUUAGUAAUUCCUCAUUCUUUUUAGAUUCACCUGGCAUUCCACCUAGUGCUAACGCACAUCAGCUUUUUCGGGGGUUUAGUUUUGUUGCUAUUACCUCAGAUGAUGAAAGCCAAGCUAUGCAGACAGUUGGUGUGCAUUCAAUUGUUCAGCAAUUACACAGGAACAGUAUUCAGUUUACUGAUGGAUAUGAAGUAAAAGAGGAUAUUGGUGUUGGCUCAUACUCCGUUUGUAAGAGAUGUAUACAUAAAGCCACAAACAUGGAGUUUGCCGUGAAGAUUAUUGAUAAAAGCAAGAGAGACCCAACAGAAGAGAUUGAAAUUCUUCUUCGCUACGGACAGCAUCCAAACAUCAUUACACUAAAGGAUGUGUAUGAUGAUGGAAAAUAUGUGUAUGUAGUAACAGAACUUAUGAAAGGAGGUGAAUUGCUGGAUAAAAUUCUUAGACAGAAGUUUUUCUCAGAGCGAGAGGCCAGUGCUGUCCUGUUUACUAUAACCAAAACUGUUGAGUAUCUUCAUGCACAAGGGGUGGUUCACAGAGACUUGAAACCUAGCAACAUUCUUUAUGUGGAUGAGUCUGGUAAUCCAGAAUCUAUUCGAAUUUGUGAUUUUGGCUUUGCAAAACAACUGAGAGCAGAAAAUGGUCUUCUCAUGACUCCUUGUUAUACUGCAAAUUUUGUUGCACCAGAGGUUUUAAAACGACAAGGUUAUGAUGCUGCCUGUGAUAUAUGGAGUCUUGGUGUCCUCCUUUAUACAAUGCUUACUGGUUACACUCCAUUUGCAAAUGGUCCUGAUGAUACUCCAGAGGAAAUACUGGCACGAAUAGGUAGUGGAAAAUUCUCUCUCAGUGGUGGCUACUGGAAUUCUGUUUCAGACACAGCAAAGGACCUGGUGUCAAAGAUGCUUCAUGUAGAUCCUCAUCAGAGACUGACUGCUGCUCUGGUGCUCAGACAUCCUUGGAUUGUCCACUGGGACCAACUACCACAAUACCAACUAAACAGACAGGAUGCACCGCAUCUGGUAAAGGGUGCCAUGGCAGCUACAUACUCUGCUUUAAACCGCAAUCAGUCACCAGUGUUGGAACCAGUGGGCCGCUCUACUCUUGCUCAGCGGAGAGGGAUUAAAAAAAUCACCUCAACAGCCCUGUGAUUUGACCUCAGUGAGAUGUUUGGUACCAUGAUGUAAGCUGAUAGCACAAGUUCUGGCUACAGGUAGCACAUACCUGAGAGACACCUGCAAGCACACACUGUCCCAGCUGGUACCCAUAAUGCUGCUGCUCCUGCUGCUCCUGCUUCAUCUCUUCUCGCUUUAAUUGAUUGUUAGCAAGUUAGAUUUUCCUGGAGCUCUGAAAUGAAUUUGGAAACAUGAUGAAGAUCUAUUCACUGAAUCAAUAAAAAUAAUGAACACAUGAAUACCACCUAAAAUACACUGAAUAAAAGUACUCUACACCAUAUAGCAUUAUUUUUCUAGGAAAUAUUUCAUGUCCCCUAAAUAUUCUUUGUUAGUUAUAGGGAUGGACAGUUUAUGUUAAGCACUUAGCUUAAACAAAUUCAUUUAUAUUAGCACUGUAUCCCUUGUGCCAUCCAACAUUUUGUAUGUUUUUGUAAACAGUUCAUAUACAGUACAUUUCUGUACUGCUCUCUUUAAUGUAUACAUGCCUUGUUUAACUUGGAGUCUACUAAUCAAUUGACUAUUAAAUCUGGAUAAAUAGUUCACCUGGAUUAACAGUAUUGUUGGAAAACCUUACAGAUGGCCAGAUUGAGUGAACAGCUAUUGAAUGUAAUUCUUUCAAAUUGUACAUAUCGCCCCAUCUGUUUCACAGGUUGGUCCAUUUGUUCUUCAAGUCAGGUGCUCUGUCAGACUAACCAGAGAGCUGUUAACGGGAGAGGAAGUUAGUAUAUAUGUAGGGUGAAAUCAGGAAUACACAGACUUUGUGAUUUUUUUUUUUUUUUAGGGUUUCUUUCCCUUAAUUAAAAAAAGUAGUCCUUACACUUUUAACCUUACAUAGCCCUCAUACUUAGCAUUUGGCAUAUAAUUUGAAAAUUUGCCUAUAUACAUCAAAGGCCUUUAAAGCAAUCCUAGUAAAGAAAUUAGGAAAGGAAAUUUUAGCAAUUAGUAAUUAAAGCCUUACUGGAUAUUUCUUGUUUAAAUAGAUAUUCUAUAUUAAACACUAAUUUGAAUGUAAUAAAGGCCACAGGCCUCCAUAUAAAAUUGGAUUUAAACUUUUUUUUCCUAGGGAAUAAAAUAUUCUUCAUCAAACAAUAUCUGUUCUAACCUACAGUCAUAGCUGUGGAAGGCUGAAUGAUCAGCACUGACUGUUUUCUGAAUUCCUGUUGAUGAUUUAUAGCCAUAUGAUGUUUCCUUUGACUUCAGUAGUCACCAGAUUUCAUAAUGGCCCCUGGCUGCACUUCAAGAGCAAUAUUCAGUAUUCACAUCUAACUUGGUAGUUUCUGAUUUCAUUUAACAACAACUACAAUAAUAAAAUCUCUAUCCAUCAUUACCCAUAUCUUUGUCACACUACCCAGUGUACAUUAAUAUGUGAUGUGAUAAACAUAAGAAAAAGUCAUUUAACUUCCCUCAUCAGGCAUGUGCCCCAAUACAUGUAAGUCCCUUACUGCUUUUUGCAGUGGAUAAAAAACUCCUAUCAUUCCUUAUUUUCUCUGCUACUAAAAAGAAAGAGAAAAUCUCUAAUACCCCCCUUUUCCCGAGCAACACAAAAUGAUUGCAUAGAAAUCAAAUUUAUGCUUAUCUUCUAACUGAAAAGAAGAUCUCCGUACCAUCUAUUGAAGUUCUUGAGUAUAUGGAUGCUAACUAUUCAAAGUUGCUUUCCAUUACCUAGCAAGAAAGCCAUUUCCCCCCUCCUCUAGUCAAUGUGCCAGAUUCUUCCAUCUAUUGUAUCUCCCCAUUUAAUUUUUCCUCAGAACACCAUGCUGCCUUUCCUUCACAUUAUUAUCACCCAACCAGGAGUGAAAGUCAUGUGUUUCUUCCUGGCAGUCUUCUACUAUAGUAUAUGGCCAAGUUUAUUUCCUUUUAGAAGAAUUGCCUUCUUUAUCUUGUCAAACUGCCAGUUUUAUUGGAGAAAAGCAAUAGAUUCAUAAAUCUGAAGGCUUCCUACUGACAAAGCAGGUUAGGAGCAUAAAUGAUUGCAUCUGUGGCUUUAGUGUUCACAUUGUCUUUGGGCAGAUGCAGCUGACAAUGUAGUGCUUGUGCUGGGUUAGCCUUUCCAUUCCCUUCACAAAAUCCAUUUCUCACAGGCCACAGUACUUAACAGCUUCUGAAGUCUUCCGCCUUUCACUCAUCCCUGCCAGUUUCUAGUACUUAUCCCAGAGUUGUUGGUCCAGCUUUUAUGUUUCACUGAAGGAAGGAACUAAACUGGCAGGCCACUUUACAGACAUCUCUUGAUUUACAAUGCAAAAUAAUAUCCCAGACAAUAGAAAUGCAUUUUAACAUAGUCAAGCACACACUGAAAACUAUGAGUUACAAUAUUGUGUGUUUUGCAUCUUCCCUUUCAAGUGAUAUUAAAUUAAGGUAAGUUUUUUUGUUUUUUUGUUUUUUUACUUUUUAUGAAUCAUUUCAGCUCCUUCUGUUUAAAAGGGUAUCUUCUAAGUACAUUGCUCCCUUAAAUUUAACAGAUGUGAAGUAAUUUCACCACAAGUCACCCCAAAAGUCUAAAAAUAGUUUUAGCAAAACCCAAAGUCAAGAUGCUGUGAGGCUGGCAUAUGGAAGAGUCAGUUCUGAGUGUCUGAAGGGAAGAUGUUGGGUAUUUGCAGUAGUUUCCACAUUUCACAUUCAUUGAACUCCAAAGAACAGGGUGGGGACAGGGGUCAGCGAUUUUCCAACUGUUCUUUAGAUGUGGCUUUUGUUGGGAUCAGAAGACAUCAAGAGAAAAGGGGAUUGUCCUCUAAGCUGUCCACAUACUCUCAGCCUAGGUAGGAUUUGAAUAGAUGCAGAAGCCUCAAAAGAAGCCAUGUAUUUGAUAGGGAAAGGACCAGGGUAGGCUAAUCCUGGGAUGAUAGUUGCAAAAGGCUUUCUAGACUUUGGGGCCCUGGUAUAUGAUGUCCUUAAUUACUGUGGGGACCAGUAACACACAUUUCAACUUGACUUUGAUAGUCUCUAUUCCCUGGCUUUAUGAAUUACCUACACUUUCAGUUUGUUUUGCUGUAUUUUAUAAAAAUAAUUUCUAUCUUACUAUGGUGUUGAAAAUUUGAGACUUGGGAAAGUAUUCAGACAGAGAGCUCUGGAAUGCAAAGGAUCAAAAACAGCUCUCUUUUCUGUGACUCACAAAAACAGUGGAUUUCAUGGCUGAUCUUGGUGCUUAAACCAGGAAGGUCCAGUCUAACUCUAUCUGUUCCUCUGCAAGAUCCAACUCCUGUGACUAACCUGGAUGUAUACUUUGAGCCUUAUUUAAUUCACAGAGAAGUUGACUUAAUUCAGUGUUUUUAUUUCAAUUAAUGAAAACAGUCCUCUUUCAACCCCAGGUUACUUACAUUUUGCUGAUCUCCCCCAAGAGACCAUUGGUGGAGACCAAUUAAUGAAGGAGUGAAUUCAGUUUCUUGAGACUGUGGUAUUAUUCUACAGAGCCACACCUAACCACUUUUUCCAGUGAAGAAUCUACACAAUAAUACCCAAAUAUGGAUGGCCAAGAAGAAUCUGUAUCUACAGUGUGCUUUGUGUGUUUUUGACACUGCUGUAUUUUGUGUUGCCAAGUGACUUGUAACUGGUUCCAAAGUGACAGUUCUUUAAAAAUUCUAGUAAUUAAGUCAACUUAAAUUUUUGUAAAAGCUGGUGUCACUAUAGGUCUCACAAGUACCACUUUUAUUCCAGUCUUUAACUGUUCAUAAUGGGCAUAGCAAGGGUUGGAGUGAGAGCCUACUUCCUACCUCUUAAGGCACUUUUCUCAUUGUUUUGCCAUAUAACCUUGAACUGCAUGAUAAGCUGUUGAAAUAUCCAUGACUUUUCCCAGAGCAACUAGCAAAGUAUAUGACAUUUUGGCUAGAGAUUAGUGGGAAAGAAAAUUUAGAGGUUUAAGUCCAGAUGUAUGAACCUCAAAAAAUGUCUUCUAAACACAUACCAUUUAAGUACAAUAUAUGGAAAUGUAUUUGAGCAGAGAGUCACUAUAAUAGUUCUCUCUUAAGUAGAUUAGUUCAAUGUCCAAUGAAAGUGAACAUCUUUAUUCCUAUAUUACUAUAGUACUGGAUGAACUGUAUACUGAGUUUUUCAAACAAGUAUUUAAAGUAGAACUUUUAAGUACAGAGCAAGGGCAUGAGGAUAAAGACUUUGGGUUGUGUUUCUGUAAGUGUAGUUUACCAUAUAAAGCUUUGUUUCUUAAUUUUUAAAAAGGUUUCAAAGUAUUGCCAUUCAUUAGCAUCCUUAAUGAUUAUGAGUGAUGAGUGUGUAACUCGAAAUCAUAUACAUGUAUUAGUUUAUCUUAACUUUUGCCCUAAAUAAAAGGGAAGGUGUACACCUAAAAGAUGUAAUUAUUUUGCAUUUUUGGCCAUGGGUGGGAAUGGGGUGGGCAUCUACUUGAGCAGUUUUUAAAAAAGAAAAAAAUCAGAAAUAUUUUUCUACUAUUAUAUAUGAUCUUCCUUUAUACUAGUUUAUCUCUAAUAAGGCAUGCCAGAAGCCCAAGCAAGGUACCAUAUUGAGGGUUCUUACGUGCUGUACCUUUCAUUGGUGGGUAAAUCACAUCAGAUGCUUGGCACUGUGGCCAUAGUUAUGAAGUGCUUGUGAGGAUCAGAUUUCAUUGAAUACUAAUUUGUUUUACUUAAGAGUCUAAUCUGGGAAGUUUGCAAAUCAUACUAUUAAUGUGUAAUCUAAGCUCUUUCCAAUGUAUCCAUGAAUAAUCCUGGAACAAUAUUGCUUGUAUUCCUGUCACAGAACAGGUUUUGUAAUCUUUAAAAGAAAUGGAAAUUUAUAUAAUAAAGUUUCGAGUAAAGCA